GAUCAAUAACGUCCAAUAACUGCGCACACAGCUGUGGGUUCAGCUUUUAUAAAACUAGUGAAAUACUCUCGCAGCUACAGCCGCAGGCUAACGUGGCCAGUGUGAUGGCAUUUCAUAAUAAUUUAACACUAAACACCCACUCACGUUGUGUGUGAGGAUCGCUGAUGCUGUUUUGUCAACCAGCUAGCAUCAGCUACGCCUACAGGCAAGCUGCUGUUAGCAUUUUUUUUUUACACAAACAAGCGAUGGUGCUUUGUAUCUGGGAGUCACGAAUACUGACGAUGUGCUGCCAGUAGCCAGCGACGCCACAUAUAAAAGCAAAACGGUCGCCAUACUGACAUAUCAAAGUUUUGUGUGACCAUGGAUCCAACCUGCAGUGCUUCUGCUGCUCCAGCUGGUUUGACUGUCCAGGUGUGUUUCCCCGGUGCCCGUGCUGCUGUUUUGGAUAAUCUGAAUCACCAGCGGGAAGAGGGCAGACUGUGUGACCUCUCCAUCCAGGUGCAAGGGCAAGUGUUCAGAGCCCACCGCUGUGUGCUUGCUGCGUCCUCGCCUUACUUUCAUGACCAGGUGUUACUGAAGAAUGUUACAACUGUUUCCCUCCCCUCAGUUAUGGACCCAGUGGCCUUUGAGAGCGUCCUGAGUUCUGCCUACACGGGCCAGCUGAGCAUUGUGCAUGAUGACAUUGUUAACUACGUCACAGUGGCCAGUUUCCUCCAGAUGUGGCACAUUGUGGACAAAUGCACAGAGAUCCUGAAGAGGCCCCGGCCCUCAGCAGAGGCCACCCCUGGAGAGGCCACAGUAGCUCCACCUGGCACUGCGUCUCGCCAGCAGUCCCCAAGCAGCACAGACUGCUUAUAUCUGGAAAGGGAAGGAAGACGGAAGGAGAGAAAGCCUGAUGCCCUGCCUCCUUUAGCUACAUGGAGACGCCCGCAGCAGUUUCCUAGAUGGGGGCGCCCACGGCCCUCAUCAGCCCAGCACUUAGCCGACUCUCAACUGGACGCUCUCCCUGGUUACGCGGAGAGUGAUUACACCAACUGUGAGGAAGCAUGGGUAUCAAGCAAUGCCAAAACUAGCCAUUUUGCUCAUGAUGGAGCUGGCCACAAUAGUCGGUACCACGGGGGGUUCCCUAGUGGUGAGGCAUCAAAGCAGAAAGCCAGGUUUCAACAGCGAGGAGCACCGCCAAGCACUGAUAGACUGCUCGAUAAGAAUAGAGAGAGCGGGGACGGUGAUGAGACGCAAGAGAAGAGGAAGAAGGAGAAGAGAGAGAUUGAAGCAGAUGAGGGAGUUGGAGAAGCGGCGGUGGAGAAGAAGGGAGGCUUCACAGAAAUGGGACACUGCGCAGACUUCCACCCAGUUUCAAAUGAGAAUGUAGCUGCUGGACAAGCCUCGGGGAAAGGUAGUGUGGAGGAGAUCAAGGAGAAAGCACAGAGAAAUUUGGUGGGAAGAGAUCCCUCCUCAGACCUGCCCAGUGGUCACGCUUGCCAAACAGGUGUAGAUGUUUCGGGUCCUUCCUGCCCAGUUUCAGCUCGGCUCCAGUGGCAGGCGGGUCCCUGGUCUCAACAAGAGCAGAGGCCGCAGGAAGGAGAGGGUGGCAGCUGCAGUAAAGACGAAGAUGAAGACGAUGAGGAGGAGGACGUUGACUUUGAAUGUUUAACAGAAGGAACUUUUAGCAGAGAGACAUAUGAUGAGAUUGAAGAUGGCACAGGACAGGUUUCCCAGAGGCCUUUAGUGCCUGCAUCUCCAGACUUCACCAUGGCAGGCUCAGAGGUGAACUGGCCCUCCACCAGCGCGGGACAGGGUAGCUCUUUGACUCCCACCUCAACUCGCCAUCAGUCUCCAUCCUCUGCUGCAUUUCAGCCACCCUCUUCACCCCCGACCCCAUCUUCUUCAUCCUCAGUGUCUCUUGCUGGCGCCCCCUACACUGGAAAAGUCCACUUCUGCCACUGUGGCAAAGCUUACACUCUGAAGAGUAUGCGUGACCGACAUGUGAAGAUGCAGCACCUCAAUCUGCGGCCCUUCGGCUGUCCUGUUUGCACAAAGUCCUUCAAGAUGAAGCACCACCUAACCAAGCACCUUAAGACUCACGGGGGGCUGCGGCCCUAUGAGUGUGGCCUGUGUGGGAAGAAAGUCAUAUGGAGAGACAGCUUCCUCAGGCAUCAGGCUCGAUGUGAGAGACUUGCCUCCAGCUCCUCAGCCAACAGCAACAACGCAAGCACAGCUGCAGCAGAUAUGGAUGACAGCUACAGCUAUGGGUUUGAAGACGGGGAGGCUUUUCUUGCAACAGGAGGACAAGUAAAAGUUGAGGAGGUGGAGUUCCAUGGGGAGAUGGAGGAUGGGAUGCGUGGCCUGUUGGGCAGCGUAUCUGGGAUUGUGGAUGAGCUAAGAACUCAGUCACAAGAUUUAAACACUGGUAGUCAUGUUUUUAAAGAGGAGGCAAGUGAGAGCUUUAGUGGAAAUUAAACGUCAGUGUAAAACUGUAUUACAUAAAUACAAAAACAACAUCAAACUUUAAAGUCUAUUGAUGGCUUCUCAGAGCUGCCAUUUUUGUUAAAUCCAUUUUAUGUGCAUUCUUUACAUGUCAUGGGAAAAACGGAACAGGAAUAAUUAUGCUCCAAGUGAUCCUUUUUAAUUUGUGCAGUACCACGUAGACUCAGUUCUCGUUUAGUGAUGCUGUAAACUGUACAACUGUGUUGUGAAUGUACAUCUUGAGCCCGAAUAAAGUUUAUUUGCUUUUUGCACAUAAAUUAUUUGCCCUUGAUCUACAUUACAAAAUAACUACCAGGGUAUAAAAUUGUUUUUGUGCCAUAUCGAUGUCUUUUUACACUGUGUAAAGGAAUCUUGAUUUACACAUGGUAAUAAAAACUUUUGAUUUUU
Epinephelus moara (kelp grouper) is the source of this 2874-nucleotide messenger RNA. RefSeq names its product zinc finger and BTB domain containing 22a (gene zbtb22a). The transcript has 4 exons. Lineage: Eukaryota; Metazoa; Chordata; Actinopteri; Perciformes; Serranidae. Bases 361 to 2460 code for a protein of 699 amino acids. Gene Ontology annotation, biological process: regulation of transcription by RNA polymerase II. The record is from RefSeq and is a predicted model, not a curated record. Gene Ontology annotation, molecular function: DNA-binding transcription factor activity, RNA polymerase II-specific; RNA polymerase II cis-regulatory region sequence-specific DNA binding; protein binding.